GUAUGUUUGUGCAUGAAUGUUGAAAGAAAAAAUUGUCCGAAUGCAAAAACAACAACAAACAUCUUAGCAUUAAUGUUUGCGUCGUGAAACAGCUGUUAUUGAUCUCUCUCUCAAUUCAGCGCGUCUCUGCCGAUUCAGCAAACGCUCUCCCAUAUGCGCGCUGAAUGCUCAAAAAAAAAAAAAAGGAAAUUUAAAACACUGAAGCGUUCGUUUCAUUUCGCUUGCGCUGCUCAACGUGAACGGACGUGUUCGGGCAAAUUUCUCCGCCUGUCGUUAACGUAUGAUAAAUAAAACUAUAAACUGCACGCGUGUUUUUGCAUAUAAAUAAAGACUGAACCAACAACAAAAAACAAACAAGCAAAACACAAACUCAAUUUGCAGCUUAAAUAGUUUACGAAAAUAAACAAGACUGAUUAAACAAUACAAUAAACGGAAAAUAAUUGAAUUACGGGUGCGACACAGCAACAUGAAAUAACAAAACAUCAACAAAACUAAACCGAAAGCAAAUUCCAAAUAAAAAAAUUUAUAUAUACAACCGCAGCAGCAGCAGCAUAUGGAUUAACGUUCCUCUUAUACACACAAACACACAUACACACACUCUCGGAUAAACAGCAGCUUUAAUUACAGUUAAACGCUGUCUAUUUCUCUCACUUCUUGGAUUACCAGUGCCAAUUCAAACAAAAAGAAAAGAAAAGAAAAUACAAAAUUGUCAAAGUCUAAGUGCAGUGAAAAGCUCUAAAAAGAAGAAGAUAAAAUGAAAUGCUGAAUAAUUAAGCAAAGCGUAAACAAAAACAAACAUAAAGCUUUAAAUCUUGUGUGUGUUGAACAAAAAAAACCAACAAGUAAAAAAUGACGAUGGCUGCAUGUUAUGCUAAUUACGACAUGUCCUCCAUGUCGUCUCUUUCGCACAGCAUGUCGGCGGCGCUGCAACAGCAGCAGCAGCAGCAACAACAGCUGCAGCAACAGCAGCACCAUCAACAGCAGCAACAACAGCACAUGUACCAUGCUGCAGUUGCGGCGCAUCAACAACAGUUGCUGCAACAGCAACGUCAACAACAACAGCAGCCACCCGCCAACAAUAACAACAAUGGACGCCAUGCAGUUGGGACACAGGUCGCGGCUGCUAGCAGCCAGCGCGGCAGCAAUCAGCAGCAGCGGCAACAGCAACAACAACAACAGCAGCAGCAGUGGCAGCAGCAGCUCAGCAGCAGCAACAAGGACUACAGCAUUCCGUUGCACGUCGACUGCAGCGUCGAGUACGAGCUGCCCAAUCAGCCAAAGCCGCCCGCCGGGCAGCGCGUGGAGCCGCUGCUGAUGAUCCAUCCCUGCUAUUUCCGCAAAAUGGAGUCACAGCGGCGCAGUCCGUUCGUCAACAAUAUGCAGGCGACGGCGACGGCGAGCGCGCGUAGUGCUGCCAGCAGUGCUGUGAGCAGCGCAGCUGCUUUGGGCAGCGGUGCGGCAACAGCGGCGUCAGCGCCUAGCAGCAGCAGUGCAGCGCGACGCAAGACCCAAAUGCAACAGCAGCAACAGCAGCAGCAACAACAGCAGCAGCGACAGGCAGCGUACCAGCAGCAGCUGCGGCAGCAACAGCAACAACAACAGCAGCAAAUGUCACAAAUGUCGCAGCAGGCGCUGUAUCCAGUGCAGCAGCAGCAGCAACAGCAACAGCAACAACAGCUGCGACAGCAGCAACAGCAACAACAACAACAGCAACAUCGCAACCAAAGUCGUCAAAGCCAAAGCCAAAGCCACGCAGCAGCCAACUCAGUCGCAGCCGCCGCAGCAGCAGCGGCCGCUGCAGCAGCAGUAGCGACGUCGGCGUCGAGUCAAUGGGAGCAAUUGGCCGCUGCGCUGACGCCACACCAGCAGCAGCAGCAGCAGCACUCACACUCACACCCACACGCGCACACACACUCCCACCCACACACGCACUCGCACCCACACACACACACACAUACGCAUCAGCAGCUGCAGCAUGCGGCGUCGCUGUAUUCGGCAAAAAGCAGCAACGCGGCCGCCUCUGCCAACACCGGCGGCAAACGGGACGCAUUGCUAUCGGGCAGCAGCGGUAACAACAACAGCUACGCCAGCAGCACUGUCAAGCACCAGCAGCAACAACAGCAGCACUGCCUGCCUCCGCCUGUAGCGCCUUGGGAUGCGGCGGCUGCGGCGGCGACUGCGCUGCUUAUUGACCGCUCACCGAUGGCGACUGUUCCUAGCAAUUAUCAGGCCGGUCCUGAGGCCACGCCCAUGCACCGGCUGCCGCCCACGGCGUCGACAGACAAGUUGAGCGGCAAAUACCGCCAAUAUCUGCGCACGCAGCAUCGGAUGCAUCCCUACGCAGCAGCAGCGGCGGCGGCCGCCUCCCUCGCAGCAGCAGCAGCCGGCGCCAACUUGGGUCCGGCCUCGUUUGUGCCCUUCGGAACGGCGGCGACGUCGGCAACGGCAGCGGCAGCGCCAACAUUCCAGCAACUGCAGCAAAUCUCCUGCUACAACGUGUGAUCCUCCUCCAGCAACAAUAACAGCAACGGCAACAUCAGCAGCAACAACAACAACUGAGACAGACGCUUACCAAGUAAACGUCAAUGACGUAGAAAACAGAAAAAGAAAGAAAAAGAAAAUCAACUGCAAAACGCUUUUUGAAUAUCCUGUUAUACUAUUCUCUUAUUCUUUCACUGUAUCCUGUUUUACUGUAGGGCUUGCAAUGUGCCUGGUGUUAAGCAUGUAAACGAAACGAACGGUAUGACAAUAAAAAGAAACGUGCAUAGCCAUAAGAGAGAGAGCGCAAAGCAAAAGAACGGUGCCCUAAGCAUAUGCAUGUGCAUAUGUGUGUCUAUGUCUAUGUAUAGGUAUAGGUUUGAAAGCACGCUUAGAGGCCCGAAAAAAAAGCUUCGCUGAGUGCAGUGUGCGUGAGCGACGGCAUUUGAUUUGCUUCGCUUUCUUUUUGAGAACAUGAGAAAAUAAGAGUAAAACAGAAUUGCAAUUGUGAUAAACUAAAAA
Molecule: messenger RNA, 3000 nt
Organism: Drosophila navojoa
Lineage: Eukaryota; Metazoa; Arthropoda; Insecta; Diptera; Drosophilidae
Gene: corto
Product: centrosomal and chromosomal factor corto
Source: RefSeq, a predicted model, not a curated record